Messenger RNA from Panicum hallii, 1944 nucleotides. RefSeq lists its product as uncharacterized. The transcript is spliced from 2 exons. Gene Ontology annotation, molecular function: DNA binding. Gene Ontology annotation, biological process: regulation of DNA-templated transcription. NCBI's taxonomy places the organism in Eukaryota, Viridiplantae, Streptophyta, Magnoliopsida, Poales, Poaceae. Bases 559 to 1854 code for a protein of 431 amino acids. The record is from RefSeq and is a predicted model, not a curated record.
CCGCCACCAGUGAGGCAGUAACCAGCCCCGCCGCCGCCAUCGCCGCCGCCAGCUCGCCCGGCACUGGCGCCACCAGCCAGCAGUCGCUAGUUCGCAUCACAAGGCCGCGGACGCGGCGCCGCCAGCCUGCGUUGGAGGCUCGAGCUCGGUCGCCGCCAGCUGCACCCGCCCGACCUCACCGGCUUGACCUGCCCAGCUACAUCCACGCGACCUCACCGGAGAUCUGCACGUCGCCGACCUCGUCUCCACCGGAUCUGUGUGGUAGCCUUCUUUAUUCUUGAAUUCUCCAGUUCCCAAUGGUUAGGAUUUAGAGCUUGAUGCUUGGAUUUGCAGUGUCUAAAUUGUAUAUGCGCAGAUAGUACAGAGUUGAAUGAGGAUUAAAUCGAGUUGACUCUAUUUGUGAUUGCCCGCUGGUACUGCUUGUUAUGUUUGUUUUCACUAGUAUGUGUGAUGCCAAUAGCUGAUGCCGCUAGUUCACAGUUUAUUUGUGAUGGUCAGUAGCUGCUACGGCCAGUUCAUAGUUCAUUUAUUUAUCCCUUUUUUUAUCUGCAGUUUGUGAUGGCAAACCAUGGUACGGAAACCAACCAAUUCAUGUCCAAUCUCCCUUUGACAUCAUCACACCCCCACCCCACCGUCGGCAAUCCAGGAGAUGAUCAAUCCAUGUCAGAUCUCCACUUGACUUCAUCGCACACCCACUCCACCCUUGGCGAUCCAGGAGAUCAAUUCAUAGAUUUCGAUGAGUCGGAUUGGAUGUCCGUGCUGAAUGAUUCCGGUGAUAGUGGUGUGAAGGAUGCCGAUGUGCUCCCCUCUCCAUCCGAAAUCCGGAUGGAGGGCAUCCCCUCUCCAGGGCUUGCCGCCGACGCGGCAGCGGUGGCUGAAAUUGGUCAGCCCGCGUCUGGCUUGCUCGGGGAGCACAGCCGCCUUACCUCGGCAGCUGUGGCAAAUAAGUUGCCUCCUGCACGCAUGGAACUAUCGGACGGAGUUUGCCGCGACCAAUCCCUCUUCGACAUUUCCACCUCCACGGCUCGUGCGAUGCACCACGCCGGCGCACUGGAUGACAACAGCAUCCGCGGGCCCCACCCAGCCCGGGGCCACUUCCAGCCGGACAUGGGCACGGUCGAUGUCAGAAAUCCGUGCCCUUUCUCUGAGAUGCUGGAGGUAACCAGGCUUCUGGAGGAUUUGCUCAAGGAAAAACCGAGCCAGGAGGAGGCUGACUUUAUCCGCGACAUCAGCGAGUUUCGUAAGUUCAACUACACCAUCGCGCCCAAGGACUACUUGGUGCAACCAUGGGUACACCCAACACGCAAUCGACGCUACAUCACCAGAUUCGUGGCAAAGCUGGAUGAUGAUAAGAAGGCAGGCUACUGGAAGGAAAAAGAGGCCAAAGCGAUCCGUGAUCCGUCGGCCUCAAGAAAUAUUAUAGGAAUGAAGAGGACGCUGGAAUUCAUGAACGGCGGCAAGAGGACGCACUGGCUCGCCGACGAAUACGUUGCGCUCGAGCCGUGGGGUCAUGAUGCCUUGCACAUCCUGGAUGAUAUUGCUGUUCGAAGAGUAUACGAAGAGGGCAAAGAGACAGCACCACCGUCAAAGUGCUCCAAGACCGGUGCUCACAGCAGUGGGGAGUCGUAUAUUUGGCAGCACAUGACAAGAGUUUAUGCCGGGUCAACAGAGGCUCCUUCCUUGCUUUAUGGGAUUUGCCACGAGUGCGAUAAGGCUCUGAAGUGUCCUCCCAAUUUUGGCAACGGGAACCUGAACAGACACCUAGCGCGCGUCCACGACAUUCACCCACCCUGCAAAAACCAAUGUGUGAUGACUGGAGAGAAAGGAGUAGGUAGGAGAGCUGUCAGAGUUUGAGUCCAAGCCUUUAGGCCGGAGUAUGUGUGGGUUUGCUCAUGAACUCAGGUUUUGUAAAUAUUUAUUGUUGAUUUCGCUCUUUCUCUGUAA